This is a messenger RNA of Danio rerio (zebrafish), 837 nucleotides long. NCBI's taxonomy places the organism in Eukaryota, Metazoa, Chordata, Actinopteri, Cypriniformes, Danionidae. The record is from RefSeq and is a predicted model, not a curated record.
AUGUUCAUCAAUUCACGCCAAUAUGAAGUUGGUGAUGAGCUCGGUGAAGGAGGUUUUGGAACCGUCUAUGCAGCGACUCGUUUGGAUGAUGGACUUCAGGUUGCAGUGAAAUACUGCUCGAUGUUCGACACAACGUUCAUCCGCAUUGAUGGUUUUGCUCAACCACUUCCAAUAGAAAUUGUGCUUCAAACCCUUGUGAAUCAAGGCCCAAGGGUUCCUGAAAUUAUUGAGCUUCUGGACUGGAAGGUGGAACGUGACUUCUACUGCAUGGUCCUGGAACGGCCCAUACCCUGUCAGCCCUUGAACAACUUCAUAGAAAGCUAUGUUGGGCCCAUUGAUGAAGAUGACAUACGGUUCAUCAUGAAACAGGUCGUAUUCGCAGCUCAAGCUUGCUGCCAAAGAAAAGUGUUACACCGAGAUAUCAAGCUGGAGAACCUUCUGAUCAACCCGGACACCCUUGAGGUCAAAUUGAUUGACUUCGGGUGCGGGGAUAUCCUCGAAGAUGAGGCUUACACAGACUAUUCUGGCACAGCGGAGUAUCGUCCUCCUGAGUUUCUGGAGACUGGCAAAUACCACGGAGAACCAGCGACAGUGUGGUCUCUCGGAAUAGUCUUGUUUGUAAUGCUUUUCUGGAAGUUUCCAACAAGACGAGAACUGAAUACGAUCAUGAAUAAAGACAUAGAAGGCCUGUCAGAAGAAUGCUGCGAUUUUAUGCGCUGUUGUCUCAAGAUAGACCCCAGAGAGCGGAUUAAACUGGAGCGACUCAACCGCCACAGCUGGAUUAAGACCAACGAAGAGAAGAAGAGCAGCGAAAUAAUGGGUCAGUUUGGUAGUUAA